ACUCAGUACGUGAUGCUCGUUUGAGGAUGAAUGAGCACAGCGACAAUUCAAUAUUUUGAAGUGAAUCAUGUUCAAAUACGUUGACUUUAGAUGCUUGGCUAUCGUCUUGACGGUCAUCAGACUCUUGUCACUGGGUGCCUUUGCUGAAGAAUGUCAGAAAAGUAUUAAGGCAAUGCCCUGGCCAAGCAUUUACGAAAACGUGGAGUUCUUUCCUUUUGGUGUUGUGUUUAUUGAUGGUGGAAGCAACUGCGAGCUUGACUUUGGUCCUUAUCUCAAUCAAACGAAGAAAGACGUAAUGUCGACAUUUUACUUGAACAUAGUGUGUGCAAAACCUACUCAAGUUAAGAUCAAAAACCCAUCCAACGUACAACGAAAAAACGUUAUAUCUUACAUAAUUGUAAGGAAAGCUUGCGAAAUUGACUUGGAGGGGCUGGCAGUGUUCAGUAACGCUACAGACUACAGGGUUUUGGCAAUGCUAGAAGGAGCAUUCAUGAAAACCCCAAACUCAAGCCAAGAAGUACAACAACUGCAAUCCCAAAUUAACAAGAUUGGUACUUUGACGAUACAAGGCGGAAGUAAAGGACUUCCAGAGAUUUUUGUUAAAUACAACUGGUCACUCAUGGCAGAAAUACAGUUUUUCAAACUUUCCAUACAAAGCUUGCCUAAGACUUUGAAAUUCUCUAUGCCUCGACUUCAAGGCUUGGAACUGUCACACAACGAGCUAGUAGAACCUCCAGACUUUCCUUGGGACGAUGAAGAGUUGCCUCUUCCAGGUAACUUAUCCAGAAAAGCUGUUUUUAAUGAACAGUACCAAGGCACGACGGAGGUCAAACCCAAUUUAUAUAGGAGGUUUCUUACACUCGACUUCAAUAAAAUCCAAAACCUUUCUCGGUUUGAGUUUCGAGGACACUUACAAAGGCUUUCCAUUAAAGGAAACGGACUCAAAGCCAUCGGGGAAAAUUGUCUGGUGCAUUUAACUGGAAUAAACGCUAUCGAUUUGAGUGUGAAUAAACUUGAUGCGUUACCAAAGGGCAUUUUUAGAGGUCUGAAGGAUUUAUUUCACUUGCGGCUAAAUAACAACAAUAUAACUGUCAUCCACGUUGAGACAUUCGCGGACUCGAAAAGGAUGAAAAAACUAUAUUUGAAUAAUAAUAAUAUCGAGAGAAUUUCCAAGGGAUUGUUGCUGCAACAUGAAGAUCUGGAAGAGCUGCAUUUACAGAAUAACUUGAUCGUCAAAGUGGAACACGGAGCUUUACCAAACAAYUCCAACAAACUAAAAAAUCUGAAUUUGAAUGGAAAUCAACUACARACGAUUCCAAGCGACGUUUUUCUUACUAGAAGCCUCGAGUCUGCUAAUCUAGCAAAUAAUGUCAUUACAUUUGAAGGGAUUAUAGAGACAUUACAUUCAAUUAUUAUAGAACGUUUAUUGAAUGUUUUAAGGAAGUCAGUUAGUGAUAUGUCUAGAGAGCUUAGAACUGAUUCGGUAUACAUUGAUUUGACCAACAAUAAUAUCAAAGCUAUGGAUACUAAUGAACUAACUAAAGAACAAAUGGUCAAAUUGGGGAUGGUUCUCCAGGUAUUCGAAAUGAACUUUAAGAACAACCCUAUACUGUGUGACUGCAGAGCCCUUAACAUUACACGCAUAAUCAAAGGGAUUAUAUCAAAGUAUUCUCAUAUCAACGAGAGACGUUUCCAGUCUUGGGUUUGUGCAGCACCACCUCAGUUGAAGGGGAAGCGGAUUGUAUCAAUUGCUGAAGAGAAUUUCGUGUGUGUGAGGAAUCUUUCCGGCUGUCCUGUGGAAGGAACGUGCUCGGUGAGGCAGACAGAUGGAAGUAUUAUCAUAGACGCUCGUGACAAGAAUCUAAAACAACUUCCGCAUAUGUUGCCCGUUGGAACCAAUCUCGAAAUCUUCCUAGACAAUAACCAAAUAACGGAACUGAGCAUGCGUGGUUACCUUGGCAACGUGAGUGUCCUUCAUCUAAGUCGGAAUAAAAUUCAACAAAUCAAUGAUUCGUUUAUCGAAAGCUUGACAAAAGUCAGACAACUCAGCAUCGACAGGAAUGAGCUCAAAAGGUUACCGAGGAGUAUUGAAUCGUUAACGUCACGCAAGACUUUUGUUAGUCUGGCUCUACAUUCGAACUAUCUUGAGUGUGACUGCCGAUCCAAGUGGAUGAAGGGAUGGUUAAUGAAUUCUUCGGAUAAGAUUAACGACAUUGAGAAUGUGAAGUGCGCUAGUGGGAUGUCUCAGGGAAGACCGAUCUAUCGCGUGCCACUGAAGGACUUCAUUUGCGAGGAAAAGAAAGUCGAAACAAAGUUUAACCCCCGUGGAAACAAUGACUUGCUGGUUAUAGUCUCAGUAACGUUGGGAGUACUUCUUGUCAUAAUUACCGCAGUUUUCAUGAUGGUUUACUUCUUCAGAGGAGAAAUGAAGGUGUUCAUUUACACGCACUUUGACUGGCAUCCAUUUGAUCGUAUCGACGAUUCCGACCCUUCAAAGAUAUACGACGCGUUUAUUUCUUACAGCAGCCAUGACCAAGAAUGGGUGCAUAACGAAUUGAAACAAAAACUUGAAGGUCACGAACCACCUUAUAAGAUUUGCUUCCAUGACAGAGACUUUGAAGUCGGAGCCAGCAUACAAGAUAAUAUAAUAAACAGUGUUAACAGGAGCAAGAGAAUGAUCAUGGUAUUGUCCAACAGGUUCUUAGAGAGCGAGUGGUGCAGGCUGGAAUUUCGAGCAGCACAUCAUAAGGUGCUCCAAGACAAAACAAACUACCUUAUAGUGAUCCUGUUCGAAGGGAUCGAUACAAAUGCGCUGGACGACGAGACGAGACUAUAUUUGCGAACCAAUACGUAUCUGAGUGUCACAAAUAAAUGGUUUUGGCAGAAGCUUUUGUAUUCUUUACCGAAGCCACAGGGAACAGUGAAGGAAAACCAGAGCCUGGGUGUACAGGGCUCGAGUCGUCAGAUGUCCAUAGAAAUAAAAGAGUAUGAUACCGCCAGUAGUGGGAAUGAAAAGAGAAAAGAGGGAAUGGAGGAAAGCAAAAUGUAAAGGAACUUCAGGAUUGGUCAGUUAACGAUGAAAAUCAAAUAUAAGUCAGGUCAAGGCUUACUCACAGAUCAAACCCUAAACAACCUCUUGGCUGAUCUAAGUCAGGGCGCGGCUAACUCACAGAUAGAACCCUGAAACAACCUCUGGGCUGAUCUAAGUCAGGGCACGGCUAACUCACGGAUAGGACCCCUGCAAACAACCUUCGGGCUGAUCUAAGUCGGGGCACGGCUAACUCACAGAUAGAACCAUGAAACAACCUCUGGGCUGAUCUAAGUCAGGGCACUGCUAACUCACAGAUAGAAC
Messenger RNA from Actinia tenebrosa (Australian red waratah sea anemone), 3352 nucleotides. Its product is annotated as protein toll. Gene Ontology annotation, molecular function: signaling receptor activity; protein binding. Lineage: Eukaryota; Metazoa; Cnidaria; Anthozoa; Actiniaria; Actiniidae. Gene Ontology annotation, biological process: signal transduction. The record is from RefSeq and is a predicted model, not a curated record. Gene Ontology annotation, cellular component: plasma membrane.